Schistosoma turkestanicum is the source of this 838-nucleotide messenger RNA. The record is from the annotation of a GenBank genome assembly. Lineage: Eukaryota; Metazoa; Platyhelminthes; Trematoda; Strigeidida; Schistosomatidae.
AGAAUCACUCUCCACAUCUUCUCGGUUCGUCAAUAGUCGUGACUAACAUACAAAGCCAGAACUCUUCAGUAAUGAGUAGUCCUGCCAAUAUUCGUAACGUGUCUCCUGAUUCAAGCACUCACCCAGUCGGUCAAACAUAUACGGCUACUACCAAUGCCCCUUCCGUCGUUGCAACAGAUCCAGAAAAACGUCACCUCAUCCAGCAACAGUUGAUCUUAUUACUUCGUGCCCGCCGUUGUCAGCGCCAAGAAGAUGAGAGCAACGGACGAAUUAGCCAAUGUACGACACCUCAUUGCAACACAAUGCGCGGAGUUUUACAACACAUUACUUCAUGUACACAAGUUAAAAAUUGUCAAACACCACAUUGUGCUUCCUCUCGUCAAAUUAUAUCUCACUGGCAAAAGUUUGACAAUCGAGAGUGCCCUGUGUGCGGACCAUUAAAGCAGGACCAACACUACCAACGUAAUCAAGUGAUACGUCCACCUCAGAAUUCAACUCAGGUACAUGCGGUCUCAAACCGCGUCCCCGAGGUAAAUGGUGUUGACUGCAGUCCUCAUUCAUGUGUCGCUCAGCAACCACCCAGCCAAACCUUUCGGGUAACUUCCAUCUCCAGUGUUCCUGUCAACACAGUUGCCACACGAGCACCGAGUUCAGUCAUCCCCAGUACUCAGAUCUCAGAUGCUUCAAACUUGAAUGGUGUUAAUAAUCAUGUAGCAGUUAAAUGUACAUCAAGCGAGCAAAAUGACUGGCGAAAAGGUGUGGAUAUACCUCAACGAAAUAAUGUCGUCCGCAGAAUGUAAGUGAUGAGUUUUACCUGUUUUAUGUCGUCAGAUUUAUC